GCGAGCAGAGGCGGCCUGGGCCCGGCGGUCUCCGAGAUGUCACGAUGGCUGUGGCCAUGGUCAAACUGUGUGAAAGAGCGGGUAUGCCGCUACUUGCUGCACCACUACUUGGGUCACUUCUUCCAGGAGCACCUCAGCCUGGAUCAGCUCAGCCUCGAUUUGUACAAGGGCAGCGUUGCCUUGCGGGAUAUCCACCUGGAGAUCUGGUCCGUGAACGAAGUGCUGGAGUCCAUCGAGUCACCCUUGGAGCUGGUGGAAGGCUUCGUGGGCUCUAUCGAGGUGGCCGUGCCCUGGGCUGCGCUGCUCACCGACCACUGCACUGUGCACGUGUCAGGCCUCCAGCUCACCCUGCAGCCUCGCCAGGGCCCUGGGCCGGGGGCUGCUGACUCGCAGAGCUGGGCCUCGUGCAUGACCACGAGCCUGCAGCUGGCUCAGGAGUGCCUCCGGGAUGGGCUCCCCGAGCCCUCUGAGCCACCACAGCCCCUGGAGGGCCUGGAAAUGUUUGCCCAGACCAUUGAGACUGUGCUGCGCAGGAUCAAGGUGACCUUCCUGGACACUGUGGUGAGGGUUGAGCACUCGCCGGGUGAUGGGGAGCAUGGCGUGGCAGUAGAAGUCCAUGUACAGAGACUGGAGUACUGUGAUGAGGCAGUGCGGGACCCAAGCCAGGCACCGCCGGUGGACGUGCACCAGCCUCCCGCCUUCCUGCACAAGCUGCUGCAGCUGGCAGGAGUCCGCCUGCGCUUCGAGGAGCUCCCCGCGCAGGAAGAUCCCCCGAAACCCCCCUUGCAGAUCGGCAGCUGCUCAGGGUAUAUGGAAUUGACAGUGAAAUUGAAGCAGAAUGAGGCCUUCCCAGGCCCCAAGCUGGAGGUGGCUGGACAGCUGGGCUCCUUGCACCUGCUCCUGACCCCUCAGCAGCUCCAGCAGCUUCAAGAACUGCUCAGUGCCAUGAGCCUCGCAGACCCCGGGGGCCUGGUUGACAAGCUGAACAAGAGCCGCCCGCUAGGUGCUGAAGACCUGUGGUUGAUCGAGCAGGACCUGAACCAGCAGCUGCAGGCAGGGGCUGUGGCCGAGCCCCUCAGCCCAGAACCCCUCAGCAACCCUCUUGUCAACCUGGACAGUACUGACCUCUUCUUCUCCAUGGCGGGCCUCACGAGCAGUGUGGCCUCAGCGCUCUCUGAGCUCUCCCUCUCGGAUGUAGACCUGGGAUCCUCCAUGCACAGCGACGUGGCCUCCCGCCGGCUCUCUGCCCAUACCCAGCCAACUGGCAAGACGGCCCCCACACCCCUCCCGGAUACCCUGCGCCCGGACUCGCUGGUGAAGAUGACCUUAGGGGGCAUGACCCUGACCUUGCUGCAGACGUCUGCCCCAUCUUCCGGACCACCUGACCUCACCACCCAUUUUUUUUCGGAGUUUGAUGCCACCAAAGAUGGGCCCUUCGGCUCCCGUGACUUCUACCAUCUCCGGCCGCGCUUCCAGAGGGCCUGUCCCUGUAGCCAUGUCCGGCUAACGGGGACAGCUGUGCAGCUAUCCUGGGAGCUGCGGACGGGCAGGGGCCGGCGGACUACCAGCACACAAGUGCACUUCGGGCAGCUCGAGGUGCUGGAGUGCCUGUGGCCCAGGGACACGUCGGAGCCUGAGUACACAGAGGUCCUCAGCUUCCCCAGCAGCCUCGGUUCCCAGGCCUCAGCUCGGCCCUGUGCCCACCUGCGUCAUACACAGACUCUCCGCCGGGUGUCCAGAAGCCGACCCCGGCGCCCUGCUGCCUGCCAUUGCCACUCAGAGCUGGCCCUGGACCUGGCUGACUUCCAGGCGGAUGUGGAGCUGGGGGCCCUGGACCGGCUGGCUGCUGUGCUGCGCCUGGCCACCGUACCCCCUCCCGAGCCACCUGCUGGCCUCCUGACAGAAGCCCCACCAGCUGCUGAGCAGCAGACGGUGGUGCGGCUGUCGGCUCCCCGGGCCACGCUGCAGCUGCGCUUCCCCAUCGCCGACCUGCGGCCCGAGCGGGACCCCUGGGCAGGCCGGGCCGUGCGGGCCGAGCAGCUGCGGCUGGAGCUGAGUGAGCCCCAGUUCCGGUCAGAGCUGAACAGCGGUCCUGGUCCCCCAAUCCCCACCCGCCUGGAACUGACCUGCUCCGACCUGCAUGGCACUUACGAAGAUGGAGAGAAGCCGCCCGUCCCCUGCCUGCGGGUCUCCAAAGCUCUGGAUCCCAAGAGCCCCGGGCACAAAUACUUCCUGCCCCAGAUAGCGGUGACGCUGCACCCCCAGCUGAGCAGCGCCCAGUGGGAAGCAGCCCCCGAGAAGGGAGAGGAGCUGGAGCGGUCAGCCGAGAGUCCGUGUGAGCUGCGGGAGCCUGAGCCCUCACCCUUCUCCUCCAAGAGGACCAUGUAUGAGACGGAGGAGAUGGUGAUUCCUGGAGACCCUGAGGAGAUGAGGACCUUCCAGAGCCGGGCCCUGGCACUGUCACGUUGCAGCCUAGAAGUGCUCCUGCCCAGCGCCCACAUCUUCCUGCCCAGCAAGGAGGUCUAUGAGAGUCUGUACAACAGGAUCAACAACGACCUGCUCAUGUGGGAGCCUGCAGACCUGCUUCCCGCCCCCGCCCCCACCGCUCACCCCCCUGGCUUCCCGGGCCCCUCGGGCUUCUGGCACGACAACUUCAAGAUGUGCAAGUCAGCCUUCAAGCUGGCCCUCCCAGGUCUCCUUCCCACUUGGCUCCUUGAUCUCACCUCAGACUCGGACUCCGAUGAAGAGGAUGCCCACUUCUUCUCAGUAGGGGCAUCGGGCGCUCCCCAGCCCCCUGCCCCUGAGUCCCCAAGUCCUCGCUCCCAGAGCACCUUCUCGACACUGGUGACUGUGCUGCAGGGUCGGAUCACAGCCCUCUGUGAGACUAAGGACGAGGUUGGGCGGCGGCUGGAGACCUCACAUGGGGAGCUGGUGUUGGAUGUGGAGCAAGGUACCAUCUUCAGUGUCUCCCAGUACCGAGGCCAGCCGGGACUCGGCUACUUCUGCCUGGAAGCGGAGAAGGCAAAGCUCUACCACCGAGCGACUGUGGAUGACUCCCGGCUGCCCAGUCGCCUGGAUCUGCCCAGCUUUGCCCCUCCGGCCCAGCUGGCCCCAACCAUCUACCCGUCGGAGGAAGGGGUGACUGAACGGGGAGCCUCGGGCCUCAGGGGCCAGGGCCGGGGUCCCCACAUGCUGUCCACAGCUGUGCGCAUCCAUCUGGAUCCCCACAAGAAUGUCAAGGAGUUCCUGGUGACAUUGCGGCUGCACAGGGCCACCCUGCGCCACUUCAUGGCUCUUCCAGAACAGAGUUGGCACUCCCAGCUGUUAGAGUUCUUAGAUGUGCUUGAUGACCCAGUGCUGGGCUACCUGCCCCCAACCGUCAUCACUGUCCUACACACUCACCUAUUCUCCUGCGCUGUGGACUACAGGCCCCUCUACCUCCCCGUGCGUGUCCUUGUCACCGCUGAGACCUUCACUCUCUCCAGCAACAUCAUCAUGGACACCUCGACCUUCCUGCUCAGGUUCAUCCUCGAUGACUCAGCCUUAUACCUGUCCGACAAGUGUGAGGUGGAGACCCCGGACCUGCAGCGAGAUUAUGUCUGUGUCUUGGAUGUUGACCUUCUGGAGCUCGUGAUUAAAACCUGGAAGGGGAGCACCGAGGGCAAGCUGAGCCAGCCGCUGUUCGAGCUGCGUUGCUCCAACAACGUGGUGCGUGUGCACAGCUGCGCGGACUCCUGCGCCCUGCUGGUCAACCUGCUGCAGUACGUGAUGAGUGAGGGCGACCUGCACCCCCCGCCCCGGCCCCCCAGCCCCACGGAGAUCGCCGGCCAGAAGCUCUCCGAGAGCCCUGCCUCCCUACCCUCCUGUCCCCCAGUGGAGACAGCCCUCAUCAACCAGCGGGACUUGGCUGACGCCCUCUUGGACACUGAGCGCAGCUUACGGGAGCUGACCCAGCCUUCAGGUGGCCCCCUCCCUCAGGCCUCGCCCGUGUCAGUCUACCUCUUCCCAGGUGAACGGAGCGGGGCCCAGCCCCACUUGCCCCCCGUCGUGGCCCCUGCCAGCAGCUUGGGGUCCCGCUCAGAGGCCAAGGAAGAUGAAAAGGAAGACGGAGAUGGAGACACUCUGGACAGUGAUGAGUUCUGCAUCCUUGACGCUCCGGGCCUCGGCAUCCCGCCCCGAGAUGGGGAGCCCGUGGUGACACAGCUGCAUCCUGGCCCCAUCAUCGUGCAGGACGGGUACUUCUCCCGGCCCCUGGGCAGCACGGACCUGCUGCGGGCGCCUGCCCACUUCCCUGUGCCCAGCAGCCGCGUGGUGCUCCGGGAGGUCUCGCUCGUCUGGCACCUCUAUGGCGGCCGGGACUUUGGCCCCCACCCUGGCCACAGGGCAAGAGGCAGCUUCAUGGGCCCUAGGGGCUCCCCUUCCCGCUGCUCCGGUCCCAACCGGCCCCAGAACUCCUGGCGUACGCAGGGGGGCAGUGGGAGGCAGCACCACGUCCUCAUGGAGAUCCAGCUCAGCAAGGUCAGCUUCCAGCAUGAGGUGUACCCGGCGGAGCCCACCUCGGGCCCUGCAGCCCCCAGCCAGGAGCCAGAGGAGCGGCCGCUGUCCCGCCAGGUGUUCAUUGUGCAGGAGCUGGAGGUCCGAGACCGGCUGGCCUCCUCCCAGAUCAACAAGUUCUUGUACCUGCACACGAGCGAGCGGAUGCCCCGUCGCGCCCACUCCAACAUGCUCACCAUCAAAGCGCUGCACGUGGCCCCCGCCACCCACCCGGGUGGACCCGAGUGCUGUCUCCGAGUCUCGCUGAUGCCCCUGCGGCUCAACGUGGACCAGGACGCCCUGUUCUUCCUCAAGGACUUCUUCACCAGCUUGGCGGCUGGCAUCAACCCUGUGGUCUCAGCAGAGACGUCCGCGGAGGCUCGCUCCGAGACCCGAGUCCAGCCCAGCAGUGUCCAGGAAGGCCUGCCUGAGGACGCAGAGAUGACCGGCUCCCGGGAGGCGGCGGGCGGUGGGCACAGCUGCUCAGCCGAGCAGCAGCCCAUCUACUUCAGGGAGUUCCGCUUCACGUCCGAGGUGCCCAUCUGGUUGGAUUACCACGGCAAGCACGUCACCAUGGACCAGGUGGGCACGUUCGCCGGCCUCCUCAUCGGCCUGGCCCAGCUCAACUGCUCCGAGCUGAAGCUGAAGCGGCUCUGUUGCCGACAUGGACUGCUGGGUGUGGACAAGGUGCUGGGCUACGCUCUCAACGAGUGGCUGCAGGACAUCCGGAAGAACCAGCUGCCCGGCCUGCUGGGGGGUGUGGGCCCCAUGCACUCGGUGGUCCAGCUCUUCCAGGGGUUCCGGGACCUGCUUUGGCUGCCCAUCGAGCAGUACAGAAAGGAUGGGCGCCUCAUGCGGGGGCUGCAGCGGGGGGCCGCCUCCUUUGGCUCAUCCACGGCCUCGGCCGCCCUGGAACUCAGCAACCGGCUGGUGCAGGCUAUCCAGGCCACAGCUGAGACUGUGUACGACAUCCUGUCCCCAGCCGCGCCCAUCCCCCGCUCCCUGCAGGACAAGCGCUCAGUGCGGAGGCUACGAAAGGGCCACCAGCCCGCUGACCUCCGGGAGGGUGUGGCAAAGGCUUAUGACACCGUUCGAGAGGGCAUCCUGGACACGGCUCAGACCAUCUGUGAUGUGGCCUCCCGGGGGCACGAGCAGAAGGGGCUGACAGGCGCCGUGGGGGGCGUGAUCCGCCAGCUGCCCCCCACUGUGGUGAAGCCCCUCAUUCUCGCCACGGAGGCCACGUCCAGUCUACUUGGGGGCAUGCGAAACCAGAUCCUUCCCGACGCACACAAGGACCACGCUCUCAAGUGGCGUGCGGACGAAGGCCAAGACUGAGCACUGGGCGCCGAGGACGCCGGGCGCUGCUGCCCUCCUCGCCCAGCCAGCCCCAGGGCCAUCGUGGCUCCUGCGCCUCCCCAGAGCUUUUUCGGUCCAUAGCCGGGCAAGCCCUCAGGGGAAGGCUCUGGAAGGACUCUGCCUGGCCCGCCUGCCAAUCGCUGUGAGAAUGAGGCCUCCCUGCCUGGGGCUCAGCCCCGUCUCUGCACUUUUCCUCUGGGGAGAAAGGACACUGCCUCCACCACUACCUGGGCCCACAUUGCCGCCUUGUCCCAGGACGGAGGCCUUUGGACCCUCAGACCCCAACCCCGCUCAGCCAAGUGUCUUUCUGUGUCUGGGGGGAAGUAGGGGACAGACACUGUGGUUCAAUGUAUUUUUAAGCUCCUUGAACGUGUGGGUCCGUGUCUGCAUGACGUGGAAUAAACUGCACCCACCGCCGG
Messenger RNA from Enhydra lutris kenyoni (northern sea otter), 6308 nucleotides. RefSeq names its product autophagy related 2A. Gene Ontology annotation, cellular component: extrinsic component of membrane; phagophore assembly site. NCBI's taxonomy places the organism in Eukaryota, Metazoa, Chordata, Mammalia, Carnivora, Mustelidae. Gene Ontology annotation, biological process: autophagy of mitochondrion; piecemeal microautophagy of the nucleus; reticulophagy. Gene Ontology annotation, molecular function: phosphatidylinositol-3-phosphate binding. The transcript has 41 exons. The record is from RefSeq and is a predicted model, not a curated record. The coding region runs from base 37 to 5868 and encodes 1943 amino acids.